AUGGUGUUUGUCAGGUUCAACUCCAGCCAUGGUUUCCCAGUGGAGGUCGAUUCUGACACCAGCAUCUUCCAGCUCAAGGAGGUGGUUGCUAAGCGACAGGGGGUUCCAGCUGACCAGUUGCGUGUGAUUUUCGCAGGGAAGGAGCUCAGGAAUGACUGGACAGUGCAGAACUGUGACCUGGAUCAGCAGAGCAUCGUUCACAUUGUGCAGAGACCGUGGAGAAAAGGUCAAGAAACAAACACAACUGGCAGAGGCAGCCUGGGAAGCCCCAUGGGAGGCUCUCGGAGGGAGCCCCAGAGCUUAACUCGCGUGGACCUCAGCAGCUCUCUCCUCCCGGCAGACUCCGUGGGGCUGGCUGUGAUUCUGAGCACUGAUGGCGGGAGCCAUUCUCCGCCAGCUGGAAGUCCAGGUAGACCAGUCUACAACAGCUUUUAUGUUUACUGCAAAAGCCCCUGUCAAAGAGUACAGCCAGGAAAACUCAGGGUACAGUGCAACAUCUGCAAACAAGCAACACUUACCUUGGCCCAGGGUCCAUCUUGCUGGGACGAUGUCUUGAUUCCAAACCGGAUGAGUGGCGAGUGCCAGUCUCCAAACUGCCCUGGGACGAGAGCAGAAUUUUUCUUUAAAUGUGGAGCACACCCAACCUCCAACAAGGAGACGUCAGUAGCUUUGAACCUGAUCACAACAAAUAGUCGAGACAUCACUUGCAUAACGUGCACGGAUGUCAGACACCCUGUUCUNGUUUUCCAGUGCAACUAUCGCCACGUGAUUUGCUUAGACUGUUUCCACUUAUACUGUGUGACAAGACUCAAUGAUCGGCAGUUUGUCCACGACCCCCAGCUUGGCUACACCCUGCCUUGUGUAGCUGGCUGUCCCAACUCCUUGAUUAAAGAGCUCCAUCACUUCAGGAUUCUGGGAGAAGAGCAGUACAACCGGUACCAGCAGUAUGGCGCGGAAGAGUGCGUGCUGCAGAUGGGGGGCGUGCUGUGCCCCCGCGCCGGCUGCGGAGCAGGGCUGCUGCCUGCACCAGGCCAGAGGAAAGUCGCCUGCGAAAGGGGCAGCGGCCUGGGCUGUGGGCUUGUCUUUUGCCGGGAGUGUAAAGAAGCGUACCACGACGGGGAGUGCAGCGCCCUGUUCGCAGCCUCAGGAAUGGUGACUCAGGCCUACAGAGUUGAUGAAAGAGCCGCAGAGCAAGCUCGCUGGGAAGAGGCCUCCAAGGAAACUAUCAAGAAAACCACUAAGCCCUGUCCUCGCUGCCACGUACCAGUUGAAAAGAAUGGAGGAUGCAUGCACAUGAAGUGUCCUCAGCCCCAGUGCCGGCUCGAGUGGUGCUGGAACUGCGGCUGCGAGUGGAACCGCACCUGCAUGGGGGACCACUGGUUCGACGUGUAG
Molecule: messenger RNA, 1392 nt
Organism: Propithecus coquereli (Coquerel's sifaka)
Lineage: Eukaryota; Metazoa; Chordata; Mammalia; Primates; Indriidae
Gene: PRKN
Product: parkin RBR E3 ubiquitin protein ligase
Exons: 13
Coding region: 1-1392 (463 amino acids)
Biological process (GO): positive regulation of proteasomal ubiquitin-dependent protein catabolic process; regulation of apoptotic process; protein polyubiquitination
Cellular component (GO): cytosol; ubiquitin ligase complex; cytoplasm
Molecular function (GO): zinc ion binding; ubiquitin conjugating enzyme binding; ubiquitin protein ligase activity
Source: RefSeq, a predicted model, not a curated record